Molecule: messenger RNA, 2234 nt
Organism: Cyclopterus lumpus (lumpfish)
Lineage: Eukaryota; Metazoa; Chordata; Actinopteri; Perciformes; Cyclopteridae
Gene: rbm45
Product: RNA binding motif protein 45
Exons: 12
Coding region: 311-1801 (496 amino acids)
Molecular function (GO): RNA binding
Source: RefSeq, a predicted model, not a curated record
UUUAUAUAACUGACUUACUGCCAAGAAAGGAGUAAACAAACUCAAUAAGCAACGUGUAUUUUUGCAGAGCAAUAUUCAAAACUAAGUACGUACGAAUGUGAAUGUAAGCCGCUACUAAAUGCCUGAAGUCAUACAUAAAUAAACGGUCUUUUUGUAUAUGGAUAAUGAUCCAUAUAGUUUUAACGGUACUGCUUUUCAUUUCGUGAUCGCCGAAUUUCCGGAAGAAGAUGGGAAGGUUCCGAGUCGCACGUGAAGGCAGCACCAACGGCUACUUUCAGCCUCGCGCAGUUUAGCCUGGGAGGAAGACAAGAUGGAGGACUACCCCGCAAACAACAACGCCAAACAAACCGAAAACCUCGACGAACCGCCCAACAGUCGGCUUUUCGUGGUCACGAGUCGCUCCAUAACCGAGGAUGAGCUUCGGGAGAGUUUCUCCGUGUUCGGAGACAUCCACGGGGUGUGGGUCGUCAAAGACAAGCAGACAAAGGAGUCCAAAGGCAUCGCGUAUGUGAAAUUCGCAAAGUCAUCGCAGGCCUGCCUGGCCAUGGAGGACAUGCACGGCAAAGUGCUGAUGGAAGGGACCAAGCCCGUCAAGGUGUUCAUUGCCCAGUCGCGCUCUUCCACGAGACACCGAGACGUCGAGGACGAGGAGUUGACCAGGAUCUUCGUCAUGAUCCCCAAACAUUUCUCUGAGGAAGACCUUAAGGACACAUUCAAAGACUACGGUGAUAUUGAGUAUUGUGUGAUCAUCAAGAACAAGACCACAGGGGAAAGUAAAGGCCUGGGCUACGUGAGGUACUACAAACCCUCCCAAGCUGCCGUCGCCAUAGAGAACUGUGACAAAACUUACAGGGCCAUCCUGGCUGAACCUCGCACCAAGGCCCCAGCAACAGAAGACUACUCCGGGGGAAUGUCCAGAGGCGAUUACUCCGGUGGCGGCGGUGGUGGUGGUGGUGGUGGUGGUGACUCCUCGAACCAGUAUGCCUUCCCGAUGGGUGGCGGUAACGCGCCCAGAAACACAGCAACGCAACAGAGAAGAAGACUGCUAGCAACUGACCCUGGCAACUACCCGGCCAUGGACUACCGCAGCCCCACCGGGGACUUCACGCGGUGCCUGAUGAUGUCGACGCGGGCCGCGCUUUCCCAGGAGCAGGUCUUUGCCCUCUUUGACAUCAUCCCUUGCAUGGAAUACUGUGAGCUGCAGAGAGACGCUUAUGGAAUGAGCAAAGGUCACGCUCUGAUUCGCUACGCCAAUCUUGGAUCAUCGGUUUAUGCCAAGGAAAAGCUGAAUGGAUUUGAAUAUCCACCCGGCAACAGACUGUUGGUCAAUUUUGUUGAUGACGGAGAGGACCGCGGCAGUCCUGUAGGUCGCAUGGCGAUGCAGUUUGUUGCUACUCAGAUGAUGUCUGCGCCAUGGAAUGGACCUUCCUCCAGCCAAUCGAUGAAGCCUCCUAGUUUCCCCGUCUCCCCGAUGCUCCGUAUUCAGACUGACGUCAACCUGCCGCCUCUGAAGAAGCUCGCCACGCCCGAAUGCAAGGCGAAGGAGCGCUUGUUUGUCGUGUUCAGCCCCUCCCCGCUCCCCCCAGAUGUGCUGGAGGACGUUUUCUGUCGCUAUGGUUCCCUCAUUGAGGUCCACUUGGUUCCUGGAAGGAAGGUCGGAUACAUGAAGUAUGCAGAAAAACAGUGUGCAGAUGACGCCAUGGCGGCGCUCCACGGUCAGGUGAUCAACGGAGUGAAGAUGAAGGUGAUGCUGGCCGAUCCUCCCAGAGAGGAGUCCCAUAAACGCCCGCGUACCUACUAGGACCCAAACGACCGGCGACUGUUGUCAUGACACAAUGACACCUGACCCGACCGACCGACCGAUAUCGAGACCUCCACCCGACCACUGACCCGACCUUUGACACCUGUCUGACCAUACUUCUUGCCAGUGACCUUGCUGAUAACAGUAAAUGAAAGGAGUCUUAAUCACAUAUAUCGUCUGUGGUAAGCGUCAAUGUCUUUUUGUGCUUUUUCUUUUUUUUAAAGUAAAUAAUCAAGUUACUUUUUAGUUCAGGUGGUUGACCGUAUUUUUUAUCCUGGCAGGAAAAGAUCUAGACAGUUGUUUUUCCAGAUCUGGUCUUUAUUAUUUUCCCUGUCCCCCCCCCUCCUUGUUGAGCUUAGUUCAAAGGUGUUAAUCAGAGUAAUUGUACAUUUUGUUUGUCUCAGUGAAAAUAAAAACUACGUUGAACAAUUCA